This is a messenger RNA of Styela clava, 6565 nucleotides long. Its product is annotated as endoribonuclease Dicer-like. NCBI's taxonomy places the organism in Eukaryota, Metazoa, Chordata, Ascidiacea, Stolidobranchia, Styelidae. Gene Ontology annotation, biological process: apoptotic DNA fragmentation; pre-miRNA processing; siRNA processing. Gene Ontology annotation, molecular function: ribonuclease III activity; RNA binding; protein binding. The record is from RefSeq and is a predicted model, not a curated record. Gene Ontology annotation, cellular component: nucleus; RISC-loading complex; cytoplasm.
UCAUCUAUUUAUAAGUUGCAAUAAAAUUCUGUUUAAAACUAAUAAUGGACUGGUCACUAGAAUCAUAAAUGUCAGUGAUCUUUUAUUCACGAAUUAUCCACAUAUGAGAAAAAAAGCAAGAUGCCUGCAAAUGUAUUUACACCCAGGCCUUAUCAGAUAGAGCUGGUAGAACGAGCUUUGAAAAGAAAUACGAUUGCCUGCUUGAAUUCAGCAUCUGCAAAAUCAUUUGUAUGGAUGACAUAUCUUCGAGAAAUAUUGGGAGAAUCUUUCAGACCUUAUAGUAGUGAUGGUAGACAAACAAAUGCAUUUGUAUUGUUUUAUUCAGAUUAUUUUGUUCGUGAAUAUGGUUUAAAGCUACGAUGUCAUCUUGAUAUGAACAUUGCAUCAAUUACAUCUGAUAAAGGUUCACAACUUGACUCAUGGGGAUGGGAUGAAAUUAUGUUACAAAACAUGAUUAUUGUGACAACGCCAGAAGUGUUUUCUCAAGCUAUUACAAAUAAUAUGUUUGAUAUUGAAUUUGCAAGUAUUUUGAUAUUGGAUGAUUGUCAUACGAUUUUAAGUCCUGCCAGUGACUACAGAAAGAUUUUACAGGUUUUUGACAAAGCGGGAAAAAAUCCGUACAUUCUGGGGUUAACUUGUUCGCUAUUACGAGAAAAUGGCUCAGCAUCAGUAUUGGAAAAAGACAUCAAUGAAAUGGAGAGAUUACUUCAUUGUAAGGCAGAGACUGCGACAGACUUGAUUGCAUUGGAUGGAUUUUCUCCAUCACAACCAGAUGAAAAAAUUGUUCUUUGUGCUGCAAGAAAACCUUCAGUAGAAAUUUAUAAUAAUGAUGACAAACUGAAAAGAAAAAAACCUGACAAAAUUUGCUCUGAAAUAAGAGAAAUAUUAACUCCUGCAAUUGAGUGGUUGAAAAUAUGCAAGAUUUCAUCAAAAACUGUGUUAGUUAAAUCAGAGGAAACGAGGGAGGAAAAUUGUAUAAAAGAAAAUGUUACAGAGGAAAAUAAUCUUGAGGAUGAUGAUAAGAAAACGUCAGAUACUGAUAGAAACCCUGAAAUUUCCGAUACAAGCACUCAACCUGACAUUGAUGUUGAUAACUUGGUCAACAUGUCUCUUACUGUUUUAUCACAAGUUUUGUUAGUGUUGGACAUCCUUGGUUUAUGGUGUGCGCAUAGACUUGUCAUACUCUUGUUGAAACAACUUCAAAAAAAUAUCAGAAAUCAGGAUUCUUUCGACAAAUGUACAGAUAAUGUCAAUAAAUGGAAAUUUAUGCUGCUACGGCACACAGAUUCCCAUCUCAGAGCAGUUUAUGCUCUGUGUCAAACAUAUAUGGGAAGUCAGAGAAAAAGUGAUUUGAAGCUUGUUUCUCCAAAAGUCAAUCGUCUUCUGCAAGUGUUGAAAGAAUACAAACCAACUGCCGAACCUGAACGAAAAAAUGAAAAUCCAAAAGUAUCAAAAUACAAUGAUAGAUCAGAAGCUAGUUAUGUAUCCUGGUGGCAAGAUUCUGAUGCAGAAGAAGAUGAAGAAGAAGAGGAACAACAGAUGAUGCUGAAAAAUGGAAAUGAAAGAACAGAUGGAAAAAAGGAAGCUGAUGUUAAACCAGGAAUGACAAGAUCUUCCAGACAAUACCAUCAUGCUAAUACUCUGUGUGGUAUUGUUUUUGUUAGAGAAAAAUAUGUAGCUUUGAUGCUGCAACGACUUUUGAAAGAAGCAAGUAAAGAUGAUUCGGAGUUAUGGCACAUAUCCAGUGCUCAUAUGACAUCUAUCGCUACCUCACCGACAUCUAGUACAAAUAUUUUGGAAAAAACGGACGUCGCUCAAGAUAUUUACAACAAUGCAACAAACUCUGAAAAACUAAAGCAAGAAGAAGUUUUACGAAGUUUCAGAAGUCACGAAAUCAAUUUACUUAUAUCUACCAAUUGCUUGGAAGAAUUUGCUGAUAUACCUAAAUGCAAUUUAGUACUCAGAUUUGAUGUUCCUGACACGUAUAAGUCAUAUAUUCUUUCGAAAAGUCGUGUACGGUCAAAUAAUUCAACAUAUAUGAUGUUAGUUAAUGAAGAAGAGAAAAAUGAAUUCAUGACAAGAUUGCAGGAAUAUAAAAAGAUUGAGAAGGUCUUACAAGAUUCAGUUUAUGGGAAUCAAGUCAUCAAAGAAUCGCCUCCUGCUGAUUUCGAUUAUUUUGAUGUGGCAGAAGAUGAUCCUGAUAUUGAAGAUGAAGAUAAUAUUCCACCUUAUUACUCGGGACCUAGUACUUGCGUAACUAUGGAUUCUGCCAUUCAUGUUAUUAACAGAUAUUGCAGUCGACUUCCUAGUGAUCCAUUCACUCAUCUUAGUCCGAGAUGUGAAGUUUUUGAAGUCUCGAGCAAAGAUGCUCGCAAUAUGGAUUCUUCAUCACUCAAUGGAACAAGGCAGCAAUAUUUUGAAUGUUCACUUCAGUUACCAAUCAAUGCACAUGUACAAAAUCCAAUCAAGGGUACUCAAAUGUCAUCAGUAUUACUUGCACAAAAAGCAGUUGCCCUGGAAGCGUGUAAAGUAUUACAUAAAGCAGGAGAAUUGGAUGAUCAUUUUAUGCCGAUAGGUAAAGAAAUGGUCAAAUAUGCUGAGGAACUUGAUCCCUGGCCUGAAGAGAAAUCUAGCGUACUUGGAAGACCUGGAACAACUAAACGGAGACAAACUUACGAAAAGGAGGUCCCAGCUGCUCUUUCCGGUUGCCUACCUCGUCCCGAUAUACCUCUCUUUCUUUAUGAAAUUGAAAUGAAAUUACAUACUAGAAUGCCAGACGAGUUAAAUGUACGAAGGCGGAAACUGCAUGCUCCUGAGGAAACUACAAGAUGCUUUGGAAUUUUAUCUGCAAAACCAUUACCGCCUGUUUUAGGUUUCCCUAUAUUCACCAGAUCUGGUGAAGAAUCUGUCCGUGUGAAAUUAUGUCGUUCAUUCAUCAGCCUUGGAUUGCAUCACAUUAAGAUGAUUCGUUCUUUUCAUCACUAUCUAUUCUCUGAUAUGUUGAGGAUUGACAGAGUACCUCUGAUAUUUAAACCUGACUUAUCUCCAACGCAAAUUUAUAUUGUUAUCUUAGAUAAGAAAACACCUACCUCUGAUCUUGACAUUGACUGGAAAUUCAUGUGUGAAGUUGAUUCCAAAAGACGAAUCGAUGACAGAAUGAGAUCAGAUCCAUGGUUUCGACAUCGAUUACUAGAAUCAAAAGGAGGAAAAAAUAUUUUUGUUUUCAAGCGAUCAAAAUAUGAAGAUGGUGUGGUUGUUGCCAAAUAUAGAAGUCCUGAUCAACCAAAUAGAUUCUAUGUUGCUGAAAUCAAAGAUGACUUGAAUCCAUAUAGCAGUUUUCCAUCUUCUGAGUACGAGAGUUUCCAUCAUUAUUAUAGGAUCAAAUAUGGACUUGAUAUAAGCUGCUUAAAACAACCACUGUUGGACGUUGAUCAUACUUCUUCGAGGUUAAAUCUUCUCACCCCACGUUACAUGAAUCAGAAGGGAAAGGUGCUACCUGUAACAAGUUUAGAGAAGAAACGAGCUAAAUACGAAACUUUGACGAACAGGCAGAUUCUUGUACCGGAACUUUGUGACUUGCAUCCUAUUCCUGCUUCAUUGUGGAGAAAAGCAGUUUGUAUUCCAUCCAUUAUAUACAGGUUAUCUUCUAUCUUAGUGGCUGAAGAACUCAGACACAAGAUUUAUGAGGAUUCUGGUAUUGGACAAGGUUCUUUACCUCUCGGUAAACAAUGGCCCGAUUUAGAUUUUGGUUGGAGUAACUUUCCUAAUGAAGAAAAUUCAAAAAAAUUCGAUGAAAAUCCAGAGAAUUUGAUAGAGAACGAUAACAACGAUGGCGGGGCAUUGGCUACAGAUCCUGAAAUGGUUUCUGAAGAAAAUGAUGUUUCUUUGUCAAAUGCUCAAGAAUAUUUUACACUGUCAAAUACAAAGCCCUCUGAUCACAGUUCUACUGGUGAUAAUGCAAACAAUAUCACUGCUAAGGAUCUAGAAACUGAUGAAUCUGAAAUUCACCAUAAAGAGACUGAGGAAAAUCAUGAAUCUUGUAUCGUGCCGGAAUCUGAAACGGCUGACAAUUCAAACUCCUCCAAUCUUGACUCCGAUGAGAAAUCUGUCUCAAUUGAAUUGAAUUUAAAUAACAAAGACUCUGAUGAAACUGAUUCAUUUGAGUUUGAUUUUGAAUAUGAUUCAGAUGACUAUAAACUCGUGUUUGAUAUUCCUGGACAAGAUUGUAAAAAAUCGAAAAAGAAAAUCAGGAAAAAAAGGAAAGAUUGUUUACCAUUGUCAGACAAUGAUUCUUUAUUUAAAACAAUUCCCAAGUCGAUCAUUGAUGAGUUGUCUUCUCAAUGCAAAUCUGAAUUAGCUGGUCCAAGCCCAGGACUGAUUUUACAGGUUUUGACUCUUUCAAAUGCAAGUGAUGGAUUCAAUCUGGAAAGAUUAGAAAUGCUUGGUGAUUCAUUUCUGAAACAUGCUGUUACUGUUUAUUUAUUUUGCACUUAUCCAGAUGCACACGAAGGUAAACUAUCGUACAUGAGGAGCAAGAAAGUGUCCAACUACAAUUUAUACAGGAUCGGACAACAAAGAAACUUGCCUAGAAAAAUGACUGCCCUGAUAUUUGAUCCUGCAGUAAAUUGGCUGCCUCCAGGAUACAUUGUUGGUGGUGGUAUCUAUGGUCCUGAUACUGGUAAUGAUGAUGAUAUUUAUAAGGAUUCACAAUAUGAUAGUUUGGAUGAUGACAUGGAGAUUGGUGUUUGGACUGGUGUUCCUGGUCAGAAAUUGUCGCCCAGCGUGGAUAAAAUGCCUGACAAAAAAUCAUCAUCAGAUGAGAAUACAUCCUCAACCGAGAAACAAGAAGAAAUAUUGAAUAAUAAUAUAAGUGAAGAUGAGGAGGAAGAAGAGGUGUUUGACGAGGAUGAAAUUCAAAUGAUUGAUAACAUGUUGGGAGGUUGUUUGGUCGGAGGAAUGAACGGACUGAAUGGAAGUUCUCAUUCUGAUGAUAGAAGACAGAAUGGUUUUCCGAGCUUCACUGGAAGAUUUAUCGAUAGGAACGUAAUUUUACGAAAUGAACAACAGAAUCAGAGGAAUCAAAAUGGCGAAUUUGUGAUUGAUACCUGGACUCCUGUUGAUGCAGAAGGUAAACCUCUUUGUGCAACUGAUCCUUUGUUAAUUGAUCUUCACACACAACACUCCUUGGCUGAUAAAUCAAUUGCUGAUUGUGUUGAAGCAAUACUUGGAUCUUAUUUAACAACUUGUGGACACCGCUCUGCUCAGCUUUUAUUGUGUUACUUUGGACUCAAGGUGCUACCUCGCUUGUCGCAAGAUAAAUUGUCAACAGCUGCAAAGCCUUCAUAUGGAUACCUGAAACAACCAACUAACGUUCUUUUGGAUGAAAGUCCUUCUGGACUACGAAAACUCAAGUUAUUCACCAAAGAUCUUGCAGCGUUUGAGCAAAAAAUAAAUUACACUUUUAAAAACAAAGGAUACUUGUUGCAGGCUUUCACUCAUGCGUCAUAUUAUCUGAAUACUAUCACAGAUUGUUAUCAACGUUUGGAGUUUCUAGGUGAUGCGAUCCUUGAUUUCCUUAUUACUCGUCGGUUAUAUAACGAUCCAUCACAACGUCAUUCACCUGGUGCCCUCACUGAUCUUCGUUCCGCACUUGUCAACAAUACCAUAUUUGCUUCUCUUGCUGUUCGACACGAUUUUCAUAAAUUUUUCAAGGCUGUAUCUCCUGAAUUGCACCACAUUAUUGAUGGUUUUGUUCGCUAUCAACAACAGCAAGACGAUGCACAAGGUAUGGAUGCUCAACUCGCCAAGAAAUAUUAUUCGGAAGAAGAUAAUAAUGGUUCAGAUGAGGGGAAUCCUGUUAUUGUUUCUCCUGGUGAUUUAUUUGGAGAUCAAGAUGAUGCAGAGGAAGAGGAGGAUGAAGAUGUGGAGGUGCCGAAAGCUCUUGGUGAUAUUUUUGAGUCAGUCGCUGGAGCAAUAUACAUGGAUAGUGGGAUGGAUUUAGAUGAAGUCUGGAGAGUUUAUAAACCAAUGAUGAAUCCACUCAUUGAAAAAUUCAGCUCAUGUGUCCCACGUGCCCCAGUCAGAGAAUUAUUGGAAAUGGAACCAGAGACUGCAAAAUUCAGCUGGGCUGAAAAAAGAUGUGAUGGUAAAGUGAGAGUCACUGUUGAAGUUAUCGGCAAAGGAUCAUUUAAAGGCGUCGGCAGAAGCUACAGAAUUGCCAAAUCCGCUGCUGCUAGAAGAGCAUUGAGGUUUUUGAAAUCACAAGCAGAUGAUGUCUGAGUGUGUGUUUUAAAAAUCAGCCCCCAAUCAGUCUUGUGUUGUUAUUCAGCCUGCAUGUAUGAAUGAAUACUGUGUCUUAAUGUAUUUAAGCCAAUCAUGAAACCUCUACAAAGUUCAGAUUUUUACAUCAGAUCAUUGUCUUUUGCUGUUUUGUAUUUUGUAUGAUGAUGAAUCAUGAAACCUCUACAAAGUUCAGUUUUUUACAUCAGAUCAUUGUCUUUUGCUGUCUUGUAUUUUGUAUGAUGACGUCAGCAUGUUUCAAUACAAAGGCUAUUCUGCACUGUUA